AUGCGAGCGCAUCCUCCACGUCACCGAGCGUCAGUCACUUCUCCUGUCGACCCUUUCGACUCAUUUCGCUCCGUCCACUUCGGCCAGCCUCCCGACCAACACCGGCGCCCUCUACGCCUAUCCCUCGGCCCAACUACCGCCUCAACUACCCACAGCCUUGUCCUCGCCGGCCCAUCUCGCAUUUCAUCCGGCUGGCAAUGCAGUAGCCGGCGACGGCAGCGGAUUCUGGUUGGCACCCAAUCUGGCCGCCUGGUGAACCUCCUUGUUCUUCUGCCGCUUCCUUCAGCAUCAUCAACUGCUUCUUAUUUUCUUCCUCUUCUUCUUCUUCUUCUUUUCCUCCUUCUCCUUCUCUUCCUUCUUCUUCUUUUUCCUUUUAUUUUUAUUCUUCUUCUUCCUCUUCUUUUUCUUCCUAUUUGUCUUCUCAUUCUUAUUCUAAUCCUUCUUAUUCUCUUCCUCCUUCUUAUCUAUCUUCUCCUCCUUCUUUUUCUUAUUAUUCUUCUUCCUUCUCCUAUUCUUCCUCUUCUCUUUCUCCUUAUUUGUCUUCUUAUUCUUCUUUUCUUCCUCCUUCUCCAUCUUCUCCUCUUUCUUAUUAUUCUUUUUCUUUUUAUUAUUCUUCUUCCUCUUCUUUUUCUCUCUAUUUGUCUUCUUAUUCUUCUUCUCUUCCUCCUUCUCCUUCUUCUCCAUCUUCUCCUCCUUCCUCUUCUUAUUAUUCUUCUUCCUUCUCCUAUUCUUCCUCUUCUUUUUCUCCUUAUUUGUCUUCUUAUUCUUCUUUUCUUCCUCCUUCUUCAUCUUCUCCUCCUUAUUAUUAUUCCUUUUCUUUUUAUUAUUCUUCCUCUUCUUUUUCUCUCUAUUUGUCUUCUUAUUCUUCUUCUGUUCCUCCUUCUUCUCCAUCUUCUCCUCCUUCUUCUUAUUCCUUUUCUUUUUAUUCUUCUUCUUCCUCUUAUUUUUCUCUCUAUUUGUCUUAUUAUUAUUAUUCUCUUCCUUUUUCUCCUCCUUCUUCUCCAUCUUCUCCUCCUUCUUCAUCUUCUUCAUCUUCUUACUUUUCUUUUUAUUCCUUUUAUUCCUUCUCUUCUUCCUCUUCUUUUCCUCCUUAUUUGUCUUCUUAUUCUUCUUCUCUUUAUCCUUUUCCUCUUCCCCCUUCUUCUCCAUCUUCUUCUUCUCCUCCUCCUUCUUCUACUUCUUCUUAUUCCUCUUCUUUUUCUUCCACUUCUUCGUGUAAUUAUUCCUCGUCUGAAUUCGUCACCACGCUUCAAGGCUAUACUCGGUCCGGCCAGGCUCCAUUGA
Molecule: messenger RNA, 1284 nt
Organism: Protopolystoma xenopodis
Lineage: Eukaryota; Metazoa; Platyhelminthes; Monogenea; Polystomatidea; Polystomatidae
Source: the annotation of a GenBank genome assembly